Molecule: messenger RNA, 1358 nt
Organism: Polyodon spathula (Mississippi paddlefish)
Lineage: Eukaryota; Metazoa; Chordata; Actinopteri; Acipenseriformes; Polyodontidae
Product: proteasome subunit beta type-7-like
Exons: 8
Coding region: 105-941 (278 amino acids)
Cellular component (GO): proteasome core complex
Molecular function (GO): threonine-type endopeptidase activity
Source: RefSeq, a predicted model, not a curated record
AAAGUGAAAGUUUAAUUUUUGUGUUGUAUGUAAGUUUGUGCGCACGCAGCAAGCAAGUCAUCUUCCUGUCUCUCCAUCUCUCUGUGAUCUACUCCCAUUCCACGAUGCUGCUCAGUGCAAAACCUAGCUUCGCUCCUGUCUGGGGAUUCAACUUUGAAAAUGUUCAGAGGAAUGCCAUGCUGGAAGAGCAGAUGUCUGGACAGGGGUUCAAAGCCCCCAAAGCACGGAAGACUGGCACCACCAUCGCAGGGAUUAUAUUCAAGGAUGGUGUGAUUCUGGGAGCUGACACCAGGGCCACUGAUGACAUGGUGGUGGCCAAUAAGAACUGCAUGAAGAUCCAUCACAUCGCUCCCAACAUCUACUGCUGCGGAGCGGGCGUGGCUGCGGACGCCGAGGCCAUCACGCAGAUGAUGUCAUCGCAGCUGCAGCUCCACGCCCUGUCGACAGGACGGGCUGCCCGCGUCGUCACGGUUACCACGUUGCUCAAACAGAUGCUGUUCAGGUACCAGGGCCAUAUUGGCGCCUCCCUGAUUGUGGGCGGGUACGAUGUGACUGGGCCACACCUCUACACCAUCUACCCACACGGCUCCACUGACAAGCUGCCCUACGUUACCAUGGGGUCUGGAUCUGCGUCUGCGAUGGCUGUGUUUGAAGACCGGUUCAAGCCCAACAUGGAGUUGGAGGAGGCCCAGCGGCUGGUUCAAGAUGCCAUCACGGCCGGUAUCUUCUGUGACCUGGGCUCCGGCAGCAACGUGGACCUGUGUGUGAUCAGCAAGGGCAGUGUGGACAUCCUGAGACCCUUCAACCAGCUGGGCAAGAGGGGGCGCAAGCACGGGCAGUACCGUUACAAGCAGGGCACUACGGCCAUCCUGACCAAGACGGUCACUCCCAUCGCAGUGGAGCUUGUAGAGGAGACUGUCCAGCGAAUGGACACUGAGUAGCAUCCACUACAGGCACCCUCACCUGUGUGUCUGUCUCAAAGGGCUCCUACCCUCCCCGUCACAUUACACGCUGAUCCAGUUUUUGUCAGGAUGCUUAGUAAAAGCAGUAAAUAAUAAUGUAAGCAGAAGUCACAAUAAAUAAUGAUACAGAACAAAAUCCAUUUGAAAAUGUUCCCACAGUAAAAGCAUAGCAAAGCACAGUAAAAAGCGAGUCAAGGCAUAGGUAGCAUUGUAAAGACCAGAGAGGUGUGGUAGAGCAUAUAAAAUAAAUGGUAAACUCAUGGUAAAUGUACUGUAUAACCAUGAGGGAAAAACUACUAAAUUAUACCAGAGCAAUGCUUCAGCCCCCUUGCUGUGUCUUUAUCAACUUUUUUGUAGUUUUUUUCUUGCAAUUCAAUGAAAAGGAUUAUUACUUUA